Messenger RNA from Galdieria sulphuraria, 2285 nucleotides. Its product is annotated as transducin family protein / WD-40 repeat family protein. Gene Ontology annotation, molecular function: protein binding. NCBI's taxonomy places the organism in Eukaryota, Rhodophyta, Bangiophyceae, Galdieriales, Galdieriaceae. The record is from RefSeq and is a predicted model, not a curated record. The coding region runs from base 95 to 2236 and encodes 713 amino acids. The transcript has a single exon.
UGAAUUGGCCAUCCCAUCGCCAGUUUUGAUUGGCGGGUAAAUUUUUAUUGUUGACAAAAAAAACUGGAUCCAGUCUCCUCGUCUAUUGAAGUAGAUGCCUGCUGCUAAACCCAAAAGACUUUUACAUGAAGACAACCCACAAAAAGAAAAUAGAAACGUGUCCAAUUCAAAUGCUCAAGAGCCUAGUUCGUUUUUAGGCAACGGGAAACUGGUCAAUAUUGGUAGGAUGCCUGAAAACGUGGACUUGUUGGCGUUUCAGGAUACUUGUCCCUUCACCGGAACAACUGUCACUUAUACACCCGGGUACGAGUUUUUCAGAGAGGUACAUGGAAGAAAAUUACUUUGCACUGUGCAACAAGAUAACUCUGGAAGACCCAAGUUCCAAGUGAAGGAAACAAAUUGUCCCCAAUCAAGGUCACUCAUUAAUGAACAAGGAUACAAUAUACACGAACUAUGGAAUAGGAUUGGCAAAAAGCUGAAUAACAAACAAAGCACACCGAUAAAUGGUCUAGAAGCCCAUGGAUUGCUUAGCAAUGAAACACAUUCCGGUUUGAUAUCUCUUUUGGAAGGUGAACAAACACAGACUUCGUUGUCUGUAAAAGAUCACAAGUUAAAAAGGGAGCCUGUACAUUCACAAAACAGUUCGUCCACUCCAAGCACCAACCAUAAUGAAAUCAAUGAAGCAAGUAUGGAGAAUGUUGGAACUAUUGAAUCCGAUAGCAAGCCCCCUUCUUUGACCAGUGAUGAUACUUACAUUCCAGAAUCUCUUCAAAGCAUAUCGAAUGGUAGCGCAAAUUCAAAUAACGUUCGAACCAAAGAAGUGUUGAAAAGAAGCACGACAAAGACAUUGAAAAAAGUAAACAACAGUCGAAAAACAGAAAAGAAAGGCAAACGUAAAGCAGAACAAAAAGGGAGUGGCAAGUAUGGUGGCAGUGGUCAGUCAACUGAUUCAAGAAAACAUGCUGUUGAAGAAUUUCACAAGUCUUUAGAAGAAGACUUAAUUUCUGAGCAAGGACAACUCGAGUACAGUACAGCUGCCAUAGAGUGGAUUGAUGAAAGUCAUCCAUUGGAACUUUAUGAGAAGCCUUUGCAUCAUUAUGGAAAUUUAUACUCUUUGAAUUUUAAUUAUGAUGGCUCAUUGCUGGUAAGUGGCUCAAGUACAGGGACGUUAUGUGUGUGGGAUACCAGUAGCUGGGAAAGAAUUGGUGAAUUUUGCGAUUGGGAAACUUUUGACAAAGAGUUGGUAGAAUACUUGACUUGUUGCUUUUCUCCUGAUAGUCGAUAUAUUAUUGCUGCUGGUGUAACACGAGACAGGUUUUCUUGGAAUGAUGAAGAAGACGAGAAUUCUGUUGUACCGGGUACAAUAAGAAUAUUUGAUGUGACUAGUGGUAGAGUGACUGCAAGAUUAGAAGGACAUCUAGAAGAAAUAUUUUGUCUCAAAGUAAUUAAGAGAGGUGAGAAUUUUUACCUCAUAAGCUGCGGCGAAGACGGACGAAUUUGUAAAUUCCUUUUUCAUCAUCAAGAUGAGUCUCAUGAGCAGUUUAAUUUUUCUACUGCUUGCAAAAUUUCUACUAUUUCAGUGGAAGCCAUGAUAAACGAUAGCGAGAUGGAUCCACUGGAGUGUGAAUCAUUUAUUGCAAUCGACUUAGAAUUUCUGCCUCGCACGAACAAUCGCCUAUUCUUGGUAGCAGUGGAUUCGGGUUUGCAACUUUUCGACUUUGAUCGAGAGAUUUGUAUUGCGAAGUUUCCCAAUUUGUACACUGCCUAUGCAGACUCUAUUUCCAUUCUUCCUGUUUCUUAUGCUCUUGUAGAAAAUUCAACUGUGAGUCAGAGUGAAGAGAAUAUCUAUUCCUGGUAUUUAGUCACUAGAGGAGUAGAAUGGAUGGAUAGCCAAGGAAAUCUUCCACGAGAAAACUGUUGCACCCUUCGCCGUCUAAGUUGCAUUUCUCUAUCUGAAUCUCUUUGGUCUUUGGAAUCCAUUCGAGACUUUAGUAGUGAAGAAUAUUAUUCCAACAUAUGGCCAUGUCGACUGGCUACUCAGGGAAGAUAUGUGGUAUCUGGAUCGAUUACUGGAGAGACUUUCGUGUGGCAUUUAUCUAGUGGGAAUCUUACGGCAAAGCUGAGAGGUUUUGAUCCACGUAAAACAAUACGUACAAUACUGUUUCAUCCCACAAGGGCUUUACUAGUAACAGCAGGCGAUGAUGAAUUCAUUCGAAUUUGGCAACAAAAAAAAUGAAAUAAGGGGAAAAGCCUGCGCACCCUCAAGUAAAGCCACCCAUAGUUUU